AUGGCAUCCGCCUGUCUGUCUCGGGCUCUCCGCCCGAGCUCCUCGCUCACGAGUCUUGUGCUUUCCCCGCGUCAUCUCCGCCCUCGCCUCCCCCCUCAUCCUUCUCCCCCUCGCCUGUCUUACUCUCGAUCGCUCAGUCGAAAUGUACAUUCGAGCGAAUUCCAGCCACUUGUCCCUCCUCCACCGAGCUCCCUAGGGAAACCCACACCCGCGAAGACCUACCACCGAACCCGCAAAUGGCUGCGGCGUAUCUUUUACUUGUCAGUCGCGACUGGCGUAGUCUACGCCCUUGAUACCCAAUUCUACGCCUCAUCCCUGACCAGAACUGCACAAACUUUUUCGCUUGGUUUGCUUGUAGCCCUGGACUACAAGAUCAACUUCCGUCCGAACCCUCCCCUGGCAAAUUCCAUCACAGAUGUCCAUGCUCGAAACGCCGAGCGAUUGUCAGACCUUCUACGGCGCAAUGGCGGACUCUACUUGAAGAUUGGCCAAGCCAUUGCAAUGCAGUCCGCUAUCUUACCGCCGGAGUUUCAGAAGAUGUUUUCGCGCAUGUUCGACGAUGCACCCCAGAAUGACUGGAAAGACGUUGACAAGGUCAUUCGGCAGGACUUUGGCAAGUCUGCGGAGGAGGUAUUCGGCGUUUCCUUCAGCGGAGACCCUACGAAGGGAGUAAUGGAGCGUACUGCCAGGGCAAGCGCCAGUGUAGCCCAGGUCCACUGGGCUCGGUUGGCGGAUGGCAGAGAGAUUGCCAUCAAGAUCCAGAAACGAGAGAUCGCCCAGCAAAUAAAAUGGGAUCUAUGGGCUUUCAAAGUUGUGACCUGGAUCUACAGUCGCGUUUUCGAUAUCCCGUUCUACAGCCUUGUACCCUAUGUCAGCGAGCGCCUUUUCCUCGAGACAGAUUUUGAAAACGAAGCCGAUAACUCCGAGAUGAUGGCAAAGUUUGUUGCAGGAGAGCCUCGCCUCCGAGACCGUGUGUACAUUCCCAAAGUUUACCGUGAGCUCAGUUCCAAGCGCGUCAUGACGGCCGAGUGGGUUGAGGGCGUGAGGCUCUGGGAUAAAGACUCCAUAACACGCACAUGGCGCGGAGGCUGGCGGCAAGGCAGCCCAGGUUGUGGCGGAACUCCGCUAGACCUCCCCCAAACCAACAAAUCCCUACCCGCAACGAUGCCUCGAUCCUCAAGCCUCAAUAUUAAGCCGGAACGAGACGAAUGGCGCGGGAGGAAUCGCCGCGGAGGUCUUGGCCUAUCGCUGAAGGAAGUCAUGACAACGAUGGUAGAUCUCUUCUCUGCACAGAUGUUCCUUUGGGGGUUGGUGCACUGCGACCCUCACCCAGGCAACAUUUUCAUCCGCCGCAAGCCCAAUGGCCACUCUGAACUUGUUCUCAUCGAUCAUGGCCUCUAUAUCCACAUGGAACCCGAAUUCCGGCACCAAUACGCACGCUUCUGGAAGGCACUCCUUACUUUCGACAACAAGGCAAUCAGCGACAUCGUCAAAGGCUGGGGCGUUAACAACCCCGACAUCUUCGCCUCUUUGACACUCAUGAAACCCUAUCGCGGUGGGAACCUCUCCACUCAACAGGGCAUCGAGAAACUCAGCAAGUCUGAGCGAGCCCAACUCCACUAUGAAAUGCAACAGGCCAGUCGCAAAGCCGUCCGCGAGAUCCUUGGUGAUGAGAAUAAAUGGCCUCGUCAACUUAUCUUUAUCGGCCGCAAUCUCCGUAUUGUCCAAGGGAACAACCAGUUCCUGGGAUCCCCCGUCAACCGUGUGAAGAUAACGGGGAUGUGGGCGUCACGCGCUCUUGUGGAGUCGCCUGACCUGUCGCUGAGCGAGAAAAUUAGGAACUACGGCCGCCAUCUACUUUUCCGCUUUGUGCUCUUCUCCAGCGAUCUCUUCUUCUACUUCACAAAGGUUCGCCAGUUUCUGCACCUGGGUGGUGGCAUGGAGGAUGAUCUCGAGGCUCAAAUGCAAUCGGUCGCUAAGGAUAUGGGAGUGGAGUUGAAUCACAGCGUUUUUGAGGGAUAA
Aspergillus puulaauensis is the source of this 2022-nucleotide messenger RNA. Its product is annotated as ABC1 kinase family protein. Bases 1 to 2022 code for a protein of 673 amino acids. The record is from RefSeq and is a predicted model, not a curated record. NCBI's taxonomy places the organism in Eukaryota, Fungi, Ascomycota, Eurotiomycetes, Eurotiales, Aspergillaceae. The transcript is spliced from 2 exons.